UUGCAACAACUGCCGCCACAAGCUUGAUCUGAGUGUGGGGAAGGGGAAGAGGCGCGUUCGGCUCCGCGGAAAGGCUGCUUGCUCAUGGUCAGGGCUACCGGCGUGCGCGGAAGGGUGUGGGGCAGCUGGGCGAGCUGCUGUGCCGGCGGUGGCCAGAAGGGGACCGAGCGACGGAAGGGCUCUGGAAGGUGGCUUAGGCUGGGGCGACGUAGCAACAGUAGCGGCUCCGGAGCAGCGAAGCGUCUUAAAGCAGGUAGAGAGCGAGAGCUCCGGUGGUCUCGGCGUUCCGGCGAAAGAGCGGAGAGGGAAGUGCCUCCAUGUCGGACAACCAAAGCUGGCAUUCCUCCGGCUCAGAAGAAGAUCCCGAGACAGAGUCGGGGGCGCCUGUUGAGCUCUGUGGAAUCCUCAGCAAGUGGACCAACUACAUCCAUGGGUGGCAGGACCGCUGGGUGGCAUUGAAAAACAACACACUAAGUUACUACAAAUCUGAAGAUGAAACGGAAUAUGGCUGCAGAGGCUCAAUCUGUCUUAGUAAAGCUGUCAUCACACCUCAUGAAUUUGAUGAAUGCAGAUUUGAUAUUAGUGUAAACGAUAGUGUUUGGUAUCUACGUGCUCAGGAUCCAGACCAUAGGCAGCAAUGGAUAGAUGCAAUUGAACAGCACAAGACUGAAUCUGGCUAUGGAUCGGAGUCAAGCUUGCGACGUCAUGGCUCUAUGGCAUCCCUUGUAUCUGGAGCAAGUGGGUACUCUGCAACAUCAACCUCUUCAUUUAAGAAGGGCCACAGUUUGCGUGAGAAACUUGCUGAAAUGGAAACCUUCAGAGAUAUAUUGUGCAGACAAGUUGACACAUUACAAAAAUAUUUUGAUGCCUGUGCUGAUGCUGUCUCCAAGGAUGAGCUUCAGAGAGAUAAAGUGGUAGAAGAUGAUGAAGAUGAUUUUCCUACAACACGUUCAGAUGGGGAGUUUUUGCAUAAUACUAAUGGAAGUAAAGAAAAAUUGUUUCCACAUGUUACACCCAAGGGAAUAAAUGGUAUAGAUUUUAAAGGUGAAGCUAUAACUUUCAAAGCAACAACAGCUGGAAUCCUUGCUACACUUUCCCAUUGUAUUGACUUAAUGGUAAAACGUGAGGAGAGUUGGCAGAAAAGGUUGGAUAAGGAAGGUCCCAACAGUUUGAUUAAUGAAGAAGAAUUCUUCGAUGCUGUUGAAGCUGCUCUAGAUCGUCAAGACAAAAUAGAAGAACAGUCCCAAAGUGAAAAAGUCAGAUUGCACUGGCCAACUUCCAUGCCACCUAGUGAUGCUUUUUCUGGUGUGGGGAAUCAUAGAUUUGUCCCAAAGCCCUAUAGUCGCUCUUCCUCCAUGUCUUCCAUUGAUCUAGUCAGUACCUCUGAUGAUCACAGAUUCAGCUCCAAGGUGGAAGAGAUGGUAAAGAACCACAUGACAUAUUCGUUACAGGAUGUAGGGGGUGAUGCUAACUGGCAACUAGUAGUUGAAGAAGGUGAAAUGAAGGUGUACAGGAGGGAAGUAGAAGAAAAUGGCAUUGUUCUAGAUCCAUUGAAGGCCACACAUGCAGUCAAAGGAGUUACAGGGCAUGAGGUCUGCAAUUAUUUCUGGAAUGUUGAUGUUCGCAAUGAUUGGGAAACAACCAUUGAAAAUUUCCGUGUUGUAGAAACUCUAGCUGAUAAUGCAAUCAUCAUCUAUCAAACACAUAAGCGAGUAUGGCCUGCUUCUCAACGUGAUGUGCUGUAUUUAUCUGCUAUUAGAAAAAUACCAGUUUUAAAUGAAAACGACACUGAAACAUGGAUUGUCUGCAACUUCUCUGUAGAACAUGAUAGUGCUCCUACAAACAAUCGAUGUGUUCGUGCCAAAAUAAAUAUUGCUAUGAUUUGCCAGACAUUGGUAAGCCCUCCAGAAGGAAACAAGACAAUAAGCAGAGACAACCUCCUAUGCAAGAUUACAUAUGUAGCAAAUGUGAAUCCUGGAGGCUGGGCUCCAGCUUCUGUACUACGGGCAGUAGCAAAACGAGAGUAUCCCAAAUUCUUGAAACGAUUCACAUCAUACGUACAAGAAAAAACAUCUGGGAAGCCUAUUUUGUUCUAGUAUUAUCAGUGAUUGGAACAAGGCUGUGUGAACAUUCCAUUUGGAGAAAUGAACCAAAAUGAAGGCUCCAAGCUGGAACGUAGGAUCUACAGUCUUAUGGGCCAAGUCCUGCAUUCUGUACACAACUGAAGAAUACUGCAAUGCCAUGAACUUGAACUUUCACUGUCUUCUGCUAGUUCACUUUGCUGAGUUGAUGUGUAAUUAUAAAAAUACAUGUGUUGAUACAUGUAUAUGGCUCUGUUUGCUUGCUCUAGAGGAGAAUACUACAAUUUUGGGUCACCAACUUGGUUCAUUGCUUUAACUUUUGAAUAAUUUGAGGAGAUUUCAUUUACUGUGGGAUUUCAUAAUACACUUGCACAGUUCUUGUUUUUGUGUACAUCUAAAAAGCACAAGAGAUGAAUACACAUCUAGCAUACCAUAUGUGCUUUAUGUACACAAAAACAUAGUUAUAACUUUUUUUCCCAUCAGGUUUUCAGUAAAUUCUGUGUCCUCUCAGAGGGAAUUUGUGUAUGCUUUGUAUAAUCAUAGUUCAUUGCUGCUGAGUUUCUAUGAGAAAUCAUAUUAUGUAAAACUUCUCUUAAAAUAUGAGGGCUGUCAGGAUCUUUAUGACUUGCCUUUUCUAUAGUCUUGCUCCUAUGAAGGCCUUCUGGGGGUCCGAUGGAGUAGGCAUGAAAAGCUUUAUUUUUUUCAGAUAUCUUUAUAUUUCUAUUUUUAAUUUUAGUUGUGUAAUAUGUGCUAUAGAAAUUUAAUUCCAGAACAUGAUCCCAAAAAGAUAUUAUCUUUUGGUAAUAUCUAAAGUGAUUACUAUUAUAUAAGAAGACCUGACUGCCAGAAAACGGCUACUGCUGUAUCUUGCCCAGAUUGUGUGAAUAUGGGUUGCUUUCUAGCAAUUGGAACUUUAACACUGUGUAAUAUUUAUUGAGUUAAAUUGGAUUGCUGAAGAUAACAUUCCCAGUCUUGGAAAAAAAAAUGCUGUUGUUUAGUCCUACACGUUGUUUCCCGUUGAGUAAAGCUAUGCUUUGAGAUUCAUCUAUAAAAACUUGCCAUACUUGUAACAUUUGCCCUAUGACCUGCCUUGUCAGAUAUGAAAACAAAUAAAAUCUAAAGAGAAUUCCCCUUAGUUGCUAUGAGAAGUUAACUGUCAAGGAUCUAACUGUCUUUAAUAUCAAGAAAUGCAAUACAUGAAGGGUGAACUGUAUGAAAAUCCUUUUGAGGAAAUGCCUUGGGUUGCACUUUUAAAGUGAGAUUAGCCAGAUGACCUUUUUAGCUGUCAGCUUGUGUGUAUAUAUAUAAAGAAAGAGACAAGAUUUGGAUAUAUUUUUGAAAACAAAGCAGAAAGUCUUUAUUUCAUAUAGAGUAGCUGAUGCCUGAAAACAAAUAUAAUACUUUUUAAUGAAAAUUCAGCUAAUGAAAAUCUUCAAGGUUGGAAGCAAAUUAGUUUUGAGUGUAAGCUGAUGUGUACACUAAAACAGGCGUACUCUAAGGUUUUAUGUAUAUGUAUACAGAAUUCAUGCUUUUUAGUAUCCUUUAUUUGCCUUUCUCUAAAUAAUGUGCAUGGAGAAUGCCUUACUACAGAAUAAUUCUGAUCAUGAUUUAAAAUGUAGAAAAGUGCCUAUAGGGUAAUGUUGGCAAGGCAAAGAGUAAAGAUGAUGAAUUUGAUCUGUUUACUAUCUCACCAGUAAGCAUUUUGUAUACCAUUUCUUAUACCUCAGAUAAGUUUAAUAUUUUUGCAAUCAACUGGAAAAAAAAUACUUGUUCACCAUAGCCACUGAUGGGAACCUCAAUAUUAAAGUAAUACUUAGACCCUGAAAAUGAAACCAACAAUUUUCCAUUCCUGAUUAUGAUCAUGGAACACAUGCAGAUAACUAUUAUUUAAUUGGAUAGCUUUAUUUUAGAAAGAGAUGAAAAGUUUACAAAGCAGUUUAUAAAUCUUAAUGUCAUUAGUUGCAUUUGCACUAAAUGUGAUGUAUUUUGCAAAUCUGUAAAUAAAAAUUACACUAAAAGAUACUAUUUGUAAACUAAGCUUGACUUUUAGACAAGUGGUGUCACUUCGUUACAGCUAGUCCAGCCCAAUCUGUCUUGAAAUUUCUUAGAAUGUAUAAUAAAAUAACUGUAGUCAGUGCUCGCCUAGUAGUUCUUAAUGUUUUUUCCUGGAACAAAUUUUUAUUUUUAUUUUCCAUUUGAUUAUUGGCUCUUUUCAUCUAGCGCACCCAUCCACCUGAGACUUCACAAGUGGCAUCUUUUGCUAUAAUAACCGAUGAGUAAAUAAUAGUUCUUACAGUUUUUUUAUGAACUAAACUCUACAGUUAAAUUCCAUGGAUGUAGGUAGCUUUACUGUAUCUCUUUAGCUUAUUGUUCCAAAGACUGAAUGGUCACCAGAACCGACAUUAACGUUAGAAUCCUAUCAAAUGAUGGACUUUCCUUUUUAGCUGGGAAGGGACAACAUAUUGAUACCUAUCUGGUUUUUUAAAACCUUUUUUAUUACUAUUAUUAUUAUUAUUAUUAUUAUAUUUUGCAAUUGGACUAAAUGUUAUAAAAUCCUUGAAGGGGUUAGAGAUGGAAUGCUCGGUCAUCUUGAAAGAAAUUUCUCUUUACCUUAUUUGAGUUGAGCUGACUUGUAAGAAAUUAUACUGGUUCUCAUUAAUCAAAGAGUUAAGUCAAUUUUUCACAAAUCUUUUUGUCAACCGUUCCUUAUAUAAAUGAAGCUGUAUUUGAGUUACCAUGUUCAAUGAAUGACAUGCUCAAAUUAUGAAUCAGUUUCUAGAAUGUCCCAAGUGUGUAAAAUGUGACUGUUCUUCUAUGAUAGCUUUAUGAUCCUGUUAACAUUAAAAAUAAAUGACUAAAUGGAGUUGCCUCUUCCAUAUUACAAUCACAGAUUUGAAAACCAGUAUUUAAAAGUGCAAAGUAUUAAAAUAUAUUACAAACA
Molecule: messenger RNA, 5022 nt
Organism: Thamnophis sirtalis
Lineage: Eukaryota; Metazoa; Chordata; Lepidosauria; Squamata; Natricidae
Source: RefSeq, a predicted model, not a curated record